This is a messenger RNA of Auxenochlorella protothecoides, 543 nucleotides long. RefSeq names its product Heterogeneous nuclear ribonucleoprotein H. Gene Ontology annotation, cellular component: ribonucleoprotein complex. The record is from RefSeq and is a predicted model, not a curated record. The coding region runs from base 1 to 543 and encodes 180 amino acids. Gene Ontology annotation, molecular function: RNA binding. NCBI's taxonomy places the organism in Eukaryota, Viridiplantae, Chlorophyta, Trebouxiophyceae, Chlorellales, Chlorellaceae. The transcript is spliced from 4 exons.
AUGCCAUCUAGCUUUUUCGCCUGCGUCAAACUGCGGGGGUUGCCGUUUGGGGUGCAAGAGGCUGAAGGCCUGGACACCAUUGACAUCCUGCUGGUGCGCAACAACGGCCGCGCCACGGGCGAGGCCUUUGUCGUGCUGGUGCACCCCGCGGAAAUGGAGGGCGCUAUGCGCAAGCACAAGGCCUACAUGGGCUCGCGCUACAUCGAGGUGCUGGAGGCGCGCAAGCCGGACUACUACAACGCGCGCCCCGCCCCGCCGCCCACCACCAUCGUGAAGCUGCGCGGCCUGCCCUUCUCCGCCUCCGUCGACGACAUCGCCGCCUUCUUCGCCGAUCCCACCAUCGGCCUGCUGGCACCCAACCCCGAAAAGGUCACUAUUGCUGUGGCGGCCGACGGCCGGCCCAAUGGGAUGGGCUUCGUCGAGUUUGAGAGCCCCGAGGCGGCGGCGGCGGCCCAGACCAAGCACCGCCAGAUGAUGGGCACGAGGUACGUGGAGAUCUUCGCUUCAUCUGCCGAGGAGCGGGCCCGGUAUGUACCUCUUUGA